Messenger RNA from Cucurbita maxima (winter squash), 1759 nucleotides. Its product is annotated as cytochrome P450 94B3. Gene Ontology annotation, molecular function: heme binding; monooxygenase activity; oxidoreductase activity, acting on paired donors, with incorporation or reduction of molecular oxygen. NCBI's taxonomy places the organism in Eukaryota, Viridiplantae, Streptophyta, Magnoliopsida, Cucurbitales, Cucurbitaceae. The record is from RefSeq and is a predicted model, not a curated record. The transcript is spliced from 3 exons. Bases 1 to 1548 code for a protein of 515 amino acids.
AUGGGUAUCAUUAUCUCUCUCUUCUCCAUCUCCAUUUUCAUUUUCCUCCUCUUCAGAUUCCGGCCAGCCGCCGGCGACUUUUUCAGUCACUCCUCGCCGCCGACGUACCCUCUCAUCGGCUGUCUCCUCUCCUUCUACAAUAACCGGAACCGCCUGUUGGAUUGGUACACUGAGCUAUUGUCGGGAUCUGCCACCGGUACCAUCGUUGUCCGCCGCCUUGGAUGUCGGAGGACGGUGGUGACGGUGAACCCCGAUAACGUUGAGUAUAUUUUGACGACCCAUUUCGUUAAUUUCCCUAAAGGGAAGCCUUUCACUGAGAUUUUAGGUGACUUUCUUGGCUGUGGCAUUUUCAAUGUGGACGGCGAGCUAUGGCGCACGCAACGGAAGCUGGCUAGCCAUGAGUUCAGCGCCAAGUCGUUGCAGGAAUUUGUCGUCGAGACGUUGGAGUCGGAGGUCGAGAUGCGGUUGUUGCCCGCCCUCGAGACGUCUUCUAGAGAUGGAGCAGUUGUAGACUUGCAGGAUUUACUCAAAAGAUUUGCAUUCGGAGUAAUAGGUAAAGUUGUGUUAGGAAGCGAAGAAGAGACUAUUCUUGAACUCGAAAAGAGCUUUGACGAAGCGUCGAAAGUGAGCGCUGGGAGGGCGAUGGAACCGGUUUACAUGAUAUGGAAAGUGAAGAGAUGGUUCGGGGUUGGAUCUGAGUGGCGGCUGAAGACGGCGGUGGCGGAGGUUCACCGGAAAGUGAAGAACAUAAUUGAGAAAAGAAGGGAGAAGAAGAAGAUGGAGGAUCUUCAUGAGAGAAAAGAUCUGUUGUCCAGGUUAAUCUUGAUUGGGCAUGACGAUGAGAUGAUCCGAGACAUGGCCAUAAGCUUCAUCAUGGCGGGACGAGACACGACUUCGGCUGCAAUGACAUGGCUGUUUUGGCUACUCUCUCAUCAUCUGAACAUCCAGAAUCAAUUAGUCGAAGAGAUAGACUCGGAAUCAACAUUCAGAGUUGAACAAAAAUUGGACUACAAAUCUCUAAAGGAGCUGAAAUUUCUCAAGGCAUGCCUAUGUGAAACCAUGAGAAUGUAUCCGCCAGUCCCAUGGGAUUCAAAGCAUGCCAUUGCCGACGAUCACUUACCAGACGGGACUGUGGUCCAAGCCGGGGAUAGAGUGACAUAUUUCCCAUAUGGGAUGGGUAGAAUGGAAUGUUUGUGGGGGAAGGACUGGUUCGAGUUCAAGCCGAGUCGAUGGCUUCUCGAACCCGAUGGGCGUGGCUGGAGAAGAGGGGUGAAGUUGGUCAGUCCAUACAAGUUUCCAAUAUUUCAGGCAGGGCCGAGAGUGUGUUUGGGGAAGGAGAUGGCUUUCAUUCAGAUGAAAUAUGUGGUGGCGUCAAUUCUCAGCCAAUUCAGAAUCAAACCCAUUGCCGCCGACCACCCUGUGUUUGUGCCGCUGUUGACGGCGCACAUGGCCGGCGGCUUCAAAGUUUUGUGUCAAAGGAGAGAGAAAGAGGAGAGAGAGAGAGAGAGAAAGCCAAUUCAAGACAAACAAACAAAAUUCCCAAUUUAAACAAUCAGAAGAAGACUCAAGUCAACGAUUCCAACACUGAACUGACAGAUCACAGUUGAAAACAACAGUUGAUAGCAUAAAUUCAGAAACCAAAGAAGACACGACAGAAUCAGAGCAGUGCCAGGAAAAAGGUAUCGCUCAACCGAUAAAAGUUACUCUAGGAUAAUCUUCCCCUAAGAGCUCACAACACACCUCUUCAUUUCGUUUGUAA